AUGGUCCGCCAUGAUCACGCUCUGGUCCCUUGGCGUAGACAGUUUGCCGCCCCGGGGAAGCCAACUGCAGACCACCGUUUGUCUCCUGGGCGGCUUGCCGGGGCACUGGUGCCCAGGCGAGUCAGCUGGUCGCGUACGUGGUCCGAGCCUGCUCGGGCUCGGCUGAUACUACCCCGUCCACCCCCGUCGUACCGUAGCAACCCGUGCGUUACGCAUACAGCUGAGCCUCGUCAGGACGACCACCCCUGUAACUCGCGGGUGUCCGACCCUCCUCGAUCCGGAGCCCCCCUGCGUUCCGCCGGUAAGCAUACCCCCGCGAGUCGGGCCUCCCGGACUGUUGAACGUGACCUGCACGCUGAUCGUCUGCGCGCACCCCUAGAUGCCACUCUUCCGCUCGAUUGCGUUUCCACUGGGUGGUUCCCCUCUUGGUAACGAACCCAAUCCCCCUUCUUAUCCUCUUAUGUGAUCCUGCGGUGGCGCCCCCCGUCUUUUUUGCUGUGGCCGUGUCCCCGCGAGGGGGGCACCCGAUUCCCACCGCCGGACUCGGGGCUAAUGCGAUCGCAUGGUGGGAGUUGUGAUCUUACCCAGCGGCCGCCCGGCACGCGACGAGCGCCUACCCGCGACCCCCACGGAGUAUCCCCGAACCAGGCGCAGCUACAUGUCACCGACCGUGUGCACGAACACUGCUUCAGCUCGAGUCCGCCGUGUGGCUUCGGUAAGUGUCGUUGUGAACGCGUUGCGUAUCAUAGUUGCCGACCACGGCGACGUCGUUGGCGGAGUUCCACACCCUACCCCAAAUCUGCCGUGGGCAGAAGUCUCUCCUGGCGGCGCGCAGUUACGCUGGUGCCGUCGCCGAUGAAUUGUCCAGCGGAUCGCGCCCGUCCCUGGAGGGGGGACCUCCCUCUGCAAUCCCUUGAGCUCGUGGCACGCUUGCCCGGGGCCCAUGACGGGAUAGGCGGACGUCUCUUUGCUCACAUCGCCGAUCCUUCUCGGCCACGCAGUGUGCCACGGCUCCCCCGCUUGUGAGUUUUGCUUGCUCAACCGAGGUGUGGCAAGCUUAACUUUGUUGGUUCGCCCGUUCAUGCUAUGGUGCCUUCCUGGCUGAGCUGUCGCGGGCCAUAUGGGCACUUUUUGAGCGAGAUUACGUUCGUUAUUUUUCAUCUCUCCGGCUUACGGGUGUGCCCGAGGAUAUGGUCUGAAUCGAGAGGACCCAAGUUACCCUCCCGUGUUUGGAGAGCGUUCAUGGAGCGUUUUGGGGUCUCGGUUAGCAUUACCCUCAGGGUACCACCCGGAGAGGGGGUGGAAAAGUAACGGGAAGGUAGACGUGUAAACCAGGAUGUGGUAGGUUUCUGAGGUCGUAUUCGCCAGGACCGGCACUGAGGAGGGGAACGGUACAUCCCUGGCCGAGAGGCCCAGAACUCUAUCCGCCACUCCUCUACCAACCUAAACCCCUUCCAAUGUGUAUUCGGUUACCAGCCGUUUCUGGCACCGUGGACGCAGAGCAGAUCGAGGCCCCUGCGGUGGAUGAUUGGAUGAGGCCGUCGGAAGAGACGUGGAAACGCUGCCCACGUCCACCUGCCAGCGGGCCGUCAUUCGUCACAAGGCGAGCCGCCGCCGAUCUCAAACACCCGCAUUGGAGGGGCCGGGCCGGUGGUACGCACCGGAGAUCGAAGUUCUGGCUCUCUCCAAGAAACCUACCCCUCCGGUGCCUGCCCUGACGAAGCUGGGGCGGCGGUUGUGGGGCCCCUGUAAAGUCAUGAGAGAUUGAACGAGUGUGUUUUGUUAUAGGUACAUCUACUGUUGAGUAUAAGACAUCUAACCCCUGUUCCAUGUGUUCUUCUCAGGCGUGUGGUAGCUGGUCCACUCCAGGACAAUGAGAUAGGAGAGACUCCUCCGCCCCCACUGGACAUCGAGGGGGGGGCUCCGGCGUACAACGGUCAGUCCAAUUCUUGACUCCAGGACGCGGAUGGGGGGGUCUCCAGUCACUGUGGCAGUUGGGAGGGGUACGGCCCGGAGGAGCGGUGCUGGGUUUGCCGCGGAGGGGACCAUCCUAGGUAGACCCAUCUCUACUGUCGGAGUUCCACCGGGACAUCCCGCGCGCCAUGCCCGGCCUCUGGUCGUCCCCGAGGCCGGGGUCGAGCGCACGGCUGGGCCGCGCGUCAAAAGGGGGGGUACUGUUCACGGUUUUGGCCGAGGCUGCUCCUCUCUGUUGGGCAGGCUCGGCGGUCGUCGUCCCCGGAGUACUAGCUGCCAGCGAUCUAUGGUUAUGUUUGUUUGGUUUGGUCUUGUGAUGUUCUGUACACAUGUGUCUUGUUAGUCCCUCGUUAUUGUCUUAUUUUAGGUCUCGUUGGUUGUUGUGUUUGUCGUUGUGUGUGAUUUGCUCUUCUGUUUUCGUUGUUGUGGAGCUACGUACUUCCCCUCCAGUGUUUUGGAGAGGUUUUUCGGCACAGUUAGUGCGACCGUUAUUUGAGCCUGUGUGCGCCGUGAUUUCGACUGUUCAGGCUAUUGGGCUUAUUUAUCUUACGUGAAUAUUGCACUAAAGUCUUUGGACUGAGCCUGCGUCCUGCGCUUGAUUCAUGCACACAACCCAACAUUCAGCACCUGGACAGUGCAAAAUAAUUACCAAUUAGUAUUAACCACGGAAUUGCUAGAUGUGCACGAGAUGAUGUGCAACUAGAGAUACUGGAGGUGCAAAAGAGCAAAAUAAUAAACACUAUAUGGAUUGAGGUAGUUGGGUGGGCUAAUUUCAGAGGGGCUGGUACAGGUGCAGUGAUCGGUAAGGUGCUCUGAAAUUGGAGUGAACCAACUUUAGGGAGGAAAUGGAAACAUGUUAAAAGAUGUUUUACCUCAGAAACAGCAAAGGCUGAUCAUAGAUGAUAGUAAUCUGUACAACUUGAUUAUUUUACUCACGGUUGGAUCAGUCAUGGAGGGGAUUACGAUGCUUUUGAGGGCCAGGUCUGCAGGUUCUUUAAGGCUCUGAAAGACGUGGCAUUGACCCUUUGUGAUUGUAGAUGGGGGCUCUGACUACACCGAAAAAAAAGUUUGAAAACUCUCAAAAAACGAGCUCAAUCAAGGAUCAACAACCAGCCAACAGCUUGUCCAUGGAACUUCAGGUGAGCGGUGUACUACCAACCCUCAUCAAACAUGUCUUCAAACAGGUCCUCUCCAGCCUGAAGGUCCCUUUCGCACAGUGCAUUUGUGAGGCAGCCCAAAGAAAAUAGCCUCCCUGGCUCGAAGGGAACUGUCCAGUGCUGACCAAUGACAGUGACUUUUAUAUCUUUGACAUCCAGUCAGGAUGUCUGCCCUCUCCCAUUUUCACUAGCAGAAAGUGUCUUGAAACGUGGGAGCUCUAUAAGUCCAUUCCCUGCAAGCACUACACCACAAAAAGCCUUCUGUAGACAUUCAACAUCAACAGACAGGUUCUCCCAGUCUUCGCCGCCGUGGCAGGAAACGACUACGUCAAGUUGCAAAAACAUGGGCGUUUCCCUCAGGUGGGAAAAAUAUCGUCGAUGGAAGGAAGGUUUGCCCGCUUCGACAGCUUGCUGAAUUGGCUGGCCCGUUUCCCGGGGGGCAGAAGGAGGCCUUGGACUCUGUCUCAGGCUUAUCUUUCAUGGAACAACAAACAGAAAAUGGACGCUGCCCUCCAGGCCCUUUCCCCUGGGCAUAGAAGAGUACCAUCUUCCCCCUGGUUGCCUGGAGCGGUUCUUCAACGUGGAUGGGACCAGGCCCCAGCCAUCUCGCAAGCCUCUGAGGGUCCUUCCAGACUGGACUCUGCUGCCGUUGAUGAAAGGUGCUCUUCCCUCCCGCAUGGGGGGGACGUGCUGCUGCUGAGGAGGUGAUGCACAGUGUCAGGUGGAAGAUCCCCGCUGACCCAGUGGGAACAACACUUCACGGCCAUACGCCAGGUACUCUAUGGGCUGCUGCGGGGUGGGAGGGGGCCAGAACAGCAGUCAGAGACCCCAGUGGAUGACGUGGAGGAGUAUUACAGGGAAGGCAAUAACCUGACCAGCACAUGGUUGAAGCCACCCUGCCCAGUGCUGCAAAAACAGCUGCAGCUAGACACUCUGGAUCAGGUAUGUAUACAUGUGUAUGAGAUAGUAUACAUACAUUCAAACAUACUGCUGUUGAUUCUGAAAAUGAUUCAUUCUCUUGCUCUGUUCCUUUAGGCUCCAAGGUCAUGCAGCUUGAGGUGUUUUGGAGACCUUGGUGUGUCCCAGUCCACUUUGAGCGUGUCCUGCCUCAUCUGCGUCUUCCUGUGGCUGUCCCCUGCACGGUUGAGGCACGCCCAUCCUCGACCAGAACUGCCUCUCCUGCGGGCCCCUGGCUAUUAGGAUUGGUGUACGGAGAGCUCUGCAGACAGAGGGAAGAGCCAAAGAGGUAUGGCCCAGAGCAUGAAUGAGAAAAAACACACAAUUUAGAAUUUAUAAAUAUUGAAGUGUGUGAAGUGCACCCCACUGACCCAGUGUUGGAGAGGCUGAGAGGGUUUGAUUCAGAGAGGUGCAAGGAGCCUAGCCCUGGGUGUAGCCCACGCCUACAGCCAAUGGCAGUGCUGCCUGAGAGAAGUCUUGACCUGAACCAACUGCUGUGCCUCCCUCUAGCUGAGCCUCAGUGUGCCUGGUAAGGUGUCCCUUCCUAAAUCAACCCUUGCCCCUAAACCGCCCAGGGUAUUCAUUACUUGUAUUCAGCCCAAGAAAAAGCAAAUUUAACCUUUUUUUUUUUCCCCCCCGGGGGGGGUUCUGGGUGUAAAAGGGGCACUCUGGUGACCAGCUUGUGCCCAAAAAUGAGGGGGGGUUAACACCGGUUUCUCCCUGAGGGAGGCCCUGCUCUGGGCAGUGUAUAUGGCCAUGUGGGACCAUACUAAACCCCCCUGAUGCCGUGGGGCUGCUGUCACCCCCUUGGGUCGGGGCCUUGGGGAGGGCCUCACCUCCAUCCUUGCACACCAGGGGAACCUAA
Molecule: messenger RNA, 4953 nt
Organism: Coregonus sp. 'balchen'
Lineage: Eukaryota; Metazoa; Chordata; Actinopteri; Salmoniformes; Salmonidae
Source: the annotation of a GenBank genome assembly